Molecule: messenger RNA, 2280 nt
Organism: Danio aesculapii
Lineage: Eukaryota; Metazoa; Chordata; Actinopteri; Cypriniformes; Danionidae
Exons: 4
Coding region: 119-1951 (610 amino acids)
Source: RefSeq, a predicted model, not a curated record
ACUUUUGAUUGUUCCCCGUCGUUGUGGACCAAUUCAGCGGUCAGUGCAUUUCACUGACAAUAAAUCAGUGAAGGGGGGAGAGUUGCUGGCUACUGUGCAGAUCUUCCGCAAAGCCAACAUGACCAAGCGCAAAGGGAAAAGUACUAAUAAACAGGACGACAGUUUGCUGCUCUUGGAGACGCCAUCCGUUACUCCGCCGAGGGGAUUUAAAGAAUAUGCGGUCCCUGCCAUUGUUUUCUUUAUUUUCGCUGUCGGGGGAUCAACAGCAGUCUGGUUCUGCUGCCAGCAGCAGCAAACUAUCGACACUCUAACAGAGACGGUCAAUGCAAUGCAGCUCAGGAUAACCAAGUUCCAACAGCAAUUAGGAAUGGGUAAUGCACAGAUUGCCAAUGUGGGUGUUUUUGAAGAGCGUCUACAAGCUCUGGAAGAGGCCUACACACAGGCCCAAAAAAAGGCAGAUGUUGCACUGGCCACCUCAGAAAAACUCAAAUCGACUGAUGUUCAAAACCAAGUCUGGUCUCUUCAGACCGAGAUGAAUACCAAACUUUCUGGACUCCAGCAGGAGUUUGUUUCCACCGCUUCAUUGAAUGCAGUUGACAAGAAUAAAUCUGAAGAGAUUGAAACACUGAAGCAGAGGCUAAAUUCUCUCCUUGCUGCUAACUCUGAGGUAGCAGUUACCAUUUCUGGGCUCACUGACACUGUUUUGGUCACCAAAUCACGCCUCGACGAGCAUGUGUCUGCUGUAGAAAGUCUCACAUCUGAGCUGGAGGAACAAAGAAUUGAACUUACAAGCCUGAAGGAAUCUUUUGCCAGCAAUAAAAAGGCUCUUCAAAGAAACAGACAGGAAGUGAUGGACAUCAAGGAUUUGCUGCAGAUGGAACAAGCAAAAGAAUCCCAAGCUCUUGAGGAGCAGCUUAUGGCUGUCCGUAGGGGACUGGAAGAUCAUCAGAAGAGUACGCAUAACCUUCACUCUCACCUCGCUGCCCAACUAGAGAUUGUUCAGAACCAGAUGUUAUCUGAAAGCCAGGAGUCUGAUUCAGAGGAAGAAAUUCCCGAAGAAGAGCAGCAAGCCGAACAAGUACCACCUCAUAAAGAAGUUCCAAGCCAUGAUGAAGUUGAAACCGUCACUACAGAGGAAACAAUAGCCAUGGAGAUUAAUUUUAAAGAAGCAGAGCAACUGGUACAUGAGGUAGAAGAGUCAACUGAGGAGGUUAAGGUCCACGAGGAAGAACCCACCGAUGAGAAUGAAAUUCCUAAAGAAGCUGAAGCCAAAGAAGAUGUUGCUGAGGAGGUUGAACAAGAUGAUAAUGUCCCAUUCUAUCAGGACGAAGAAAAACCUGACGAGCUGCAGGUAUCUGAUGAGGAGAAACCAACUGAGGAGGUUCCAGGCCAGGUGGAAGUAGAAGUCAUUGAGAAGCAAGAUGAAACUGUGGACGAAACCAUAACUGAGGAAACUGAGGGCACAGAUGGGGAUGUGAUUGAUGAACAAACAGUAACUGAGGAGGAUAUGGUACCCGAGGAAGAUGAAGGCAUAGAUGGGGAUGUGAUUGAUGAACAAGCAGUAAUUGAGGAGGAUGUGGUACCCGAGGAUGUAGAAACCAUGGCUGGAGAUGUGAUUGAUGAAAAAGCAGUAGCUGAGGUUCCAGUCCAGAAGGAUGAAGCUGUUGAGGAACAAAUAGAAAAUGUUCCUGCCAAAGAAGUCCCAACCUACACAAAGGAAACUGAAAUUGGCACAAGUCUGACCGAGGUUGAAGAUGAUACCUCAGAAGAUCAGAUGGUUGAAGGCAUUAGCCAUGAUGAGAUGCUACAGGAGCCACUAGACAAACUUGAGAUGCAGAAACACUUGGUAGAAGUUGAAGAAGAUAUCCAAGAUUCUCAGGUGGACGAAGAACCUGCUGAGGAAUUUGUAGAAGACCUAGAUGAUAAACACAUUUCAGGAAAUGAAAGUUAAUUUACUAAGAGGAUAGCAGUACAAAAUAAAAGACUCUGAGAACUUUAAAUGAUCCCGUUACCCUAAUGAAUGAUGUGAAACUUCACAUGUAUUGAAAAGUUCCUCAGUCUUACUUUGUACUUGAAAGUGAACUUUGAACCUAGCAGCAAUGUUUUUUUGUAGCUAUAUCUCUUCAAGUCUUGAAUUGCUCCAUUUACACGGAAAUUUAGAGUUGGGAUUGUUCAACUAGAUUACAAAUUUAAAGACUGCAUUUUUUCAUACAGUGGUUUGCUAGCUAACUAACCUCAGGAGUGUCACUUAAAUAAAACUGCUUUUUUAUGUUUUUACUA